CCCCCUUCCCGCCUUCCCCCUCCGUGAGGCGGUGGCGCCGGGGGGGCUCCGUGUCCCGGCACUUCCCGCUGGGCUUUUCCAAACUGGGGCCAAACUGCCCCCUUCGUCCCUCUGGCGGAGCUCCUCGCCGCCCGGGAUGGGGUUGUGCGACUGCCCUUGCGCCGCCCUUUCCUUCCCGGGGGAUCCCCAGCGCCGUGUUUCCUCUGCGCCUCAGCAGUCGGGGGUAGCCAAGGGCGUGUUUUUCCACCUUUGCUCAGGAAAUAUUCAACAUUAAGUAACAUGUCUUCCACCAAACCUCCAAAUGAAAAUGGAACGCCCAAAGAGAGAAAACCAGGACUGAGGAGUGUUCAGACAACUAUGCUUUUCCGAGCUGUGAACCCAGAGCUUUUCAUUAAACCUAACAAACCUGUGAUGGCAUUUGGCCUGAUAACAAUUAGCCUCUGUGUGGCCUACCUUGGUUAUUUGCAUGCAACAGCAGAGAAUAAAAAGGACCUCUACGAAGCAAUCGACAGUGAGGGGUCCAGGUAUAUGAGGAGGAAAACUUCCAAGUGGGACUGAGAAUGUAAGAAAGGAAAUCAGUAAAUCACUCACAGAACUUUUCAAGGCAACUACUGUUUUUUCUCUUUCCCUUGAAAUAAUGGAUAAAUGUCUCUCUUGCUAUUUAAUGCAAUUCGAGUUCCUUUAUAAAAUGCUGUGCCUGUACAAAUAAACUGCCGUAAAGAUACCUGUGAAAAUAAAAGUGAUUUUAAGAAUU
Oenanthe melanoleuca is the source of this 754-nucleotide messenger RNA. It is a transcript of the gene SMIM8, whose product is annotated as small integral membrane protein 8. Bases 280 to 558 code for a protein of 92 amino acids. The transcript is spliced from 3 exons. The record is from RefSeq and is a predicted model, not a curated record. NCBI's taxonomy places the organism in Eukaryota, Metazoa, Chordata, Aves, Passeriformes, Muscicapidae.